This is a messenger RNA of Verticillium nonalfalfae, 1794 nucleotides long. RefSeq lists its product as uncharacterized. The transcript has 2 exons. Gene Ontology annotation, cellular component: phosphatidylinositol 3-kinase complex, class III, type II; endosome; lytic vacuole. The coding region runs from base 1 to 1794 and encodes 597 amino acids. The record is from RefSeq and is a predicted model, not a curated record. Gene Ontology annotation, biological process: SNARE complex assembly. Gene Ontology annotation, molecular function: SNARE binding. Lineage: Eukaryota; Fungi; Ascomycota; Sordariomycetes; Glomerellales; Plectosphaerellaceae.
AUGCCGACCGAAUCACGCGCGCCCCGACUGCUUCCCCAGAACCGCAAACUCCGGCACCUUCAGGGCAUCUACCUACGAAACCUCAGCUUUCAGCGGCCGCGCGGCCGCACUACCGAUGAUGUCGCCAUCCACGCAUCGCCGAAGAAGUCCGAUACUCUGAGAGAAACGCCCAAGCUGCAUCAUGCAUUGUCAUCAGAAGACCUGCGGCCUAAGAUGCGGCGCAGGAGCACCACCUUGACGCAGGAUAGCCCCGUCUCUGAGCAAAAGAAGCUGGAGGCGCUCUAUAACAGUCGCAUGGCGGAUGCCUUCUUUUCAAUGCAUGUGGACGGUGAAGAUGAUCCGAUCUACAUCAGCGAAACGUUGGAGAGAAAGACAAACUUUAACUUUCUCUUCUUUGAUCUUUCGAAGCACGGGAGCUCCGUGACGCGUUCCCCGCUGGUAACGAUCAAAAUAUGGGCAAAGCGAUACGUCGGUUCAAAGGAAUGGUUUCUACAUCAAGAGGACGUCGUGGACCUGCGGUCUCUCAACUUCUUGGGCACUCUUUUGAACCAGCGCUUUCCCCUCAACGGCCUGAUUUUUCAUCUCGAGGAUGGCAUCUAUUCUCUCGACCUUCCGGCUCGUAAGUCAAAGCCGAAGGCCACAGCAACGCUGCCGACGUCCUCCUAUAAUGCACUCAUGAAGCUUGCAACUCUGGACAGUUCUAUCCAGGAUGCUCUUUCCACACAGGAGCACAUUACUACACGAAUCAAUGAGCUUCUUUCCAAGCAACCGAGGAACGAUGCGCCACUGGCAGAAGAGAAGGUGAAGCUCGCUCAGAAAUACGUCUCUCAGCAGGCCAAGAGUGUCAAGUCAGCAGAGAAGAGACGCGAUGAACUCAAAGCUUCCUUAGAAGCGAGGCGCGAGGCCAUCGCCGCUGGCCGCGAAGCGCAGGCCAAGGCAGAGCGGGAUAUUGUUGCGGCGCGUGAACCGCUGGAGAGUUCCAAAUCAAUGCUCGCACAGACGCAGGAGCAGAUCCGCGGCCAGCGGCGGCGCAUCUGCUCCGACCUGGCCAACAUCUUCCCCAUCACCCUGUGUCCUUCAGGCGAGCCAUUGUCCUUUCAGAUUUGCGGCCUCCCACUUCAGAAUACAUCGUACGACAGCCCGUCGUCCAAGAAUCCAAACGAAGAUGCCAUGUCGGCCGCCCUCGGCCACGUGGCCAUGCUCACCCACAACUUGCAGUACUACCUGCGGCACCCACUGCCCUACGACAUCAACCCCUUUGGUUCCCGGUCCACCAUCCGGGACGAAAUAUCUGCAUUUCAGGACACCCCGGCAUCCAGACACACUCAGGGCGCCUCGUCCUCGCUCGGAAACAACCCAGCCCGUGAAUUCCCACUCUAUCUUCCCAGGGGCGGCUCGACAGCAGCCCACUUCCGUUUUGAUUACGCCUGGUUCCUCCUCAACAAGGACAUCGAGGCCCUCUGCGCCCAUCAGUCGCUGCGCGUCGUUGACAUUCGCCAUUCCCUCCCGAAUCUGAAGUAUCUUCUCUAUGUCUGCAGCGCCGGCACCGAGGACGUGCCCGAGCGCAAACGGGGUGGCGUCAGGGGCUUGUGGGCCGGUCAUCUCAAGGGUCGCAUCACGACGGGAGACGGCGAGGCAGACGGCAGCGUGACGGGUAGCAGACCCAGCAGAGCCGAUGGACAGGCCGCUGAGAGUCUCAGAACGGCGUCGGAGGAUUUGGGCCUCGGCUUUGACGAUGGACACAUGAAGGUUUCCCUCCGGACCAAGGGGUUCACGGAGAACGUGGGUAAGUGA